This is a messenger RNA of Heterobasidion irregulare TC 32-1, 3114 nucleotides long. RefSeq lists its product as uncharacterized. Gene Ontology annotation, biological process: phosphatidylinositol phosphate biosynthetic process; phosphatidylinositol-mediated signaling. The transcript is spliced from 13 exons. The record is from RefSeq and is a predicted model, not a curated record. NCBI's taxonomy places the organism in Eukaryota, Fungi, Basidiomycota, Agaricomycetes, Russulales, Bondarzewiaceae. Bases 1 to 3114 code for a protein of 1037 amino acids. Gene Ontology annotation, cellular component: cytoplasm; membrane. Gene Ontology annotation, molecular function: 1-phosphatidylinositol 4-kinase activity.
AUGUCUCAUGGUCUCCUCCUCAGGCUGUUUCUUUCUCCUACACAUUUCUCUGUUCAUGUCGCCUUGCAGUAUCUGAUGAUCUACUCGGACAGCAUUGGGAUCACAUACUACCUCACUCGUCGGCUCAGGGAGUUUACCAUCGAGGAGCUGCGUGAUGUAUGGGGCUUUGUAUGUCAUCUACUAGUCUCCAGACCGUCCAAGUCGCGAGCACUCGAGUGCUUUGUGACCGAAGUCGCUGGCAAAUCAACACAUGUAGCUAUGCUCACCUUAUGGUUCAUGCAAGCGUCUCUCCAGGACCUCGCGGUGUCCGGCCAUGACAAUGAAUCUUUCGUCAUAUGUCAACGAACACUUCUCAUGUGCCAUGAACUCAUAUUCGGUGACCUUCCCCCACCCGUGUCAACUCCAUAUCCCAGCCAAGUUCCUACACCUAAACGUAUCUUUGCUCGUAAAAAGGUGAAGGCUCACGUGGUCCCGGCAUUUAUUGGUCUAGGCAUGAUCUUGGCCGGCUCUCCAGGGAUGCCCCAGGUCACAGAAGUCAUGGGUGAGGUGGCCAUAGAACAAGGACGAAUGGAUGACCUAGGCACCGACUUGAAGAGCCUUGAGCGUUACGACAAUGACCUCGCGCAGGUUGGUCCAAUAUCGCCCUCAAAGGACUCUUCAGAGGACGAUGAUGACCCGGACAGCCCUGGACUCGCCUCACCCGAUAGCGAGACAUCGCCACAUAAGGGUGCUGUAUUUGAGGGCGGUCUCGACGCGAACGGCCAACCCGUCUCUCGCCUGGCACGGCGGCGCACCAUCGGUGCGGCUCAGACAACACCCGCACUGCCAUUGCACAUGAAGAAGGAGCGACAGCCCAGAUUUUCGGAUGAUCCUCUCGGCCAGUUGGACGCCCCUUCACCCGUACCCACGUCGACCCCUUUCCAGUCAUCUCCUUCGUUAUUCACUACGAAGCAACCUCGAACCAACAGUCUAACGCCAGCAGACGUUCUUUUGAACCGGUAUGAUAUGCAGUCUCAGAUUCUCCUGCUACGUAGUCAUUUCUGCCGUUCUGAGAUUCAAUUUCUCCUCAACUUGGAGAACAUCUCCAAUAGACUCUUGGUCGUGCCAAGACUCGCUCGCGUUAGCGCGUUGAGGGCUGAGCUGACUGCUCUCAACCACAAACUUCCCGCUGAGGCAAGUUUGUCCUCGAAGGUUUGCAUGCCUAUGUGGUGCACAUGUACAGAUUCUCCUCAGCCCCCAAAUGGUGUCCCGUCGCCACAUCAUCGAAUAGUUCGAAUACCUCCCGGUGAAUGUGUAGUUCUUAACUCAGCUGAACGCGCACCGUAUCUACUAGUCAUCGAGAUUCUCAACAGCGACUUGGAUUUUGACCCUGGGAAGCGAGGCAACAAAUCUGUACUCCAGAAGAUAGUCACCAAGGAGAACGAGCGAAAGGGCGCGUCUCGAGAUCUCAUUCCAUUCACUACCAAGGCUUCGUCCAGUCGACACAAACCGCCUCCAGAAGUCGUAAACAGCUCCGACGCUUCUCCUCCGGAGGAAGAGGAAAUUGAUCUGGUCGAACAAGUAUUCGGUGCUGAAGAGUUCCUGCGCUCACGCGCCAUCGAUCUGUCUGAGUCCAUUGUGCUCCCACCUCCCCUGAAGAACAAAGACUUGGACAUCGCCACAUGGUCGCGGUCAUCAUCCAUUCCACCGUCCCCAUUUCUGGAUGCCUCCAACAGCACCUCGUCUUCCCCAUAUUUCUCACCUGUCAUGCACCGGUCUCCAUCAUCACGUUCACAGGUUGCCCCAUCUCCCAACCAUCCAACUGCUCAAUCAUCACCGAAUGGCCGAGGUCUGGCACUGUCUCUUGAAGACUACUCUGAGCGUAUGCGUACGGCAGCCGUCAUGCUCGCUCAGCUGAAUGCUAAUCUCGUCUGGGAACCGAAUGCUCCUGCCCCUGUGCUCCCACCAGGGCCUAUACAUCCCUCUCUCACCGGCAUGUCUCAUGAGCCACAUCCGGGCGCGCCGUCCUUGCCGCGGAUGAAGCUGCAGCCCGCAGAGGCAGCGGCGAUACGAGACCGUAUCAUGAAGGAGAUGUUGGCCCUUGAGGAGGAGAGGAUGGAGAGGAUGCGCGAGACGGGCGUGAUGAAGCUAGGGAUCGGGAGUGGGGAUACGAACACAGCGGAGGACGAGGGGAUCAUUCGGCGAGAGCUGAAUAAGGUCGACCCGUCAGCAGUCGUGUUCAGUGAGUCCUGGGCGACAAAGAAGAGCCGAGUGCGUCAGGGGUCGCCAUACGGCCACCUGGCCAAUUGGGAUUGCUUGUCGGUGAUCAUGAAGACGGGCGGCGAUCUCCGUCAGGAGCAACUCGCUGUGCAACUCAUCCAAGAGUUCAAGCGAAUAUGGCAAGAAGAGAAUUGCCAAUGCUGGGCACGGUACUUCCGCAUUCUCAUUACUGGGGGCUCCUCUGGUCUUGUGGAGACCAUCACUGACGCCGUAUCGAUACACUCGAUCAAAAAGGCAGAAUAUGCACGACGGCUGACAGAAGGUCGGUUGGGGCACGUUACCCUCUUAGACCAUUUCAAAAAUACUUACGGUCACCCUUCAUCUGCCAAGUUCGCACGAGCGCAGCGAAACUUUGCGAAGUCACUAGCGGGCUACUCUGUGAUCACCUACCUCCUCCAGAUUAAGGACCGCCAUAACGGCAACAUCUUGUUGGAUCGCGAGGGCCACCUCAUUCACAUUGACUUUGGGUUCAUGCUGUCGAACUCGCCCGGCAACAUUGGCUUUGAGGCCGCACCAUUCAAGCUUCCAUUGGAGUAUGUCGAGGUACUCGGGGGUGUAGACAGCGAGCCGCUACGCGAGUUUAGGCGGCUGUUCCGCGAGGGCUUCGAGGCGGCACGGAAGCACUGCGACAGGAUCGUCACGAUGGUCGAGUUGAUGCAGAAAGACUCGACGUUGCCAUGUUUCGCGGCGUUCGGAGCACAGACUGCUGUGCAACUGCGUGAACGGUUCCAGCAAGCCCUAACGCACUCACUUGUCGCAGAGCACGUCGAGCGGUUAAUCGAUACUUCCCUAGGGUCCAACUGGACACGACUGUACGACUCGUAUCAAUACUACUCGCAGUCCAUAUUAUCAUAA